CCUGUGGCCCACAGACAGACAGGCUGACAGACAGGCAGACAGACAUACUAACAGACAGACAGACAGUCUGGGAGACAGAAUGAAUGCCAGACAGACAGACAGACAUACUAACAGACAGACAGGGAGAGAGACAGUCAGGGAGACAGAAUGACAGGCAGACAGGCAGAGAGACAGACAGGCAGACCGCAGCCCUGCGCGUGUGUGCGUGCGUGCGUGUCGGGCUGAGCGGACCUGCAGUGGAAGGGGAGAGGCGGUUCGGGAAAGGCAUGGAAACACACCCGUGCAUGUCUCCUUUCACUAUAACGUUUACCGACACCGGACUGGUCGUGACGUGCACUGUGUGAAACACAAAGCACCUACGAGGACAGGCCCUUCGGCGGUUUAACCGGACUGAUGGCUCCAGAGUGACAUGGCUUUAAUGAUCCCCCCGGUGAAGCUCAAAUGGCUGGAGCACCUGAACGGCUCAUGGAUCACCGAGGACAGCGAGUCGAUCGCCACGCGGGACGGCGUCUUGGUGCUCUACUCCAAGCUGCUGGCCAGCAAAGAGGCCGUGCUGCUGCCCCAGCAGGUGCUGUGCCUGAAAGGGCCCCAGCUCCCGGACUUUGAGCGCGAGUCCCUCUCCAGCGAUGAGCAGGAGCACUACCUGGACGCGCUGCUCAGCAGCCAGCUGGCCUUGGCCAAGAUGGUCUGCUCUGACUCUCCCUUCGCCGCCGCCCUGCGCAAACGCGUGCUGGUGCUGCAGCGCAUCUUCUACGCGCUCUCCAACAAGUACCACGACAAAGGAAAGAUCAAGCAGCAGCAGCACUCCUCGGAGAGCAGCUCCGGCUCGGCCGACCUGCACUCCGUCAGCGAGCGGCCGCGCUCCAGCACCGACGCCCUCAUCGAGAUGGGCGUCCGCACGGGCCUCAGCCUCCUCUUCGCCCUGCUGCGCCAGAGCUGGAUGAUGCCGGCGCCGCCCGGCCCCGGCGGGGGCGCCGCAGGCGGCAUAAACUUGUGCAACGACGUCAUUCACACGGCCAUCGACGUGGUCAGCUCCCUGCCGCCGCUGUCUCUGGCCAACGAGAGCAAGAUCCCGCCGAUGGGCCUGGACUGCCUGGCCCAGGUCACCUCCUUCCUGAAGGGCGUGACCAUGCCCAACUCCGGGGCGGACAUCCUAGGGCGGCGGCUGGCCUCGGAGCUGCUGCUGGGGCUGGCCUCCCAGAGGGGUUCCCUGCGCUACCUGCUGGAGUGGAUCGAGAUGGCGUUGGCUGCAUCGGCCGUGGUCAGCGCGAUGGAGGAGAAGAAGCCGAGCCAAGAGGGGCUCAUCGGAUACGAUUGUUUCAUGAACAUCCUCAUGCAGAUGAGGCGCUCUCUGGGCUCCUCGGCAGAUCGCAGCCAGUGGAGAGAACCCUCACGGACCUCUGAUGGCUUGUGCUCCCUGUACGAAGCCGCACUGUGUCUCCUGGAAGAAGUGUGCCGAAUGGCGUCGGACUACUCUCGCACCUGCGUCAGCCCGGACAGCAUCCAGACCGGCGAGGCCCCCGUGGUGUCGGAGACCUGCGAGGUGUACGUGUGGGGCAGCAACAGCAGCCACCAGCUGGUGGAGGGGACGCAGGAGAAGAUCCUGCAGCCCAAGCUGGCGGCGAGCUUCGCCGACGCACAGACGAUCGAGGCGGGCCAGUACUGCACCUUCGUGAUCUCCUCCGAUGGCUCCGUGCGGGCCUGCGGUAAAGGCAGCUACGGGCGCCUGGGCCUGGGCGACUCCAACAACCAGUCCACGCUGAAGAAGCUCACCUUCGAGCCCCACCGCGCCAUCAAGAAGGUCUCCUCCUCCAAAGGCUCGGACGGCCACACGCUGGCCUUCACCACGGAGGGGGAGGUCUUCAGCUGGGGGGACGGGGACUACGGCAAGCUGGGCCACGGCAACAGCUCCACGCAGAAGUACCCCAAACUGAUCCAGGGCCCGCUGCAGGGGAAGGUGGUGGUGUGUGUGUCUGCUGGCUACAGACACAGCGCUGCAGUCAGUGAGGACGGAGAGCUGUACACGUGGGGGGAAGGAGACUUUGGGAGACUAGGUCACGGCGACAGCAACAGCCGCAACAUCCCCACCCUGGUCAAAGACGUCAGCAACGUGGGGGAGGUGUCGUGUGGCAGCUCCCACACCAUCGCUCUGUCCAAGGAUGGACGCACCGUGUGGUCCUUCGGAGGAGGGGACAACGGGAAACUGGGCCACGGCGACACCAAUCGGGUCUACAAGCCCAAGGUGGUGGAAGCCCUCCAAGGGAUGUUCAUCAGGAAGGUGUGUGCGGGGAGCCAGUCCUCUCUGGCCUUGACCUCCACCGGACAGGUGUACGCGUGGGGCUGCGGCGCUUGUCUCGGCUGCGGUUCCUCCGAGGCCACGGCGCUCCGGCCGAAGCUCAUCGAGGAGCUGGCCACCACCCGGGUGGUGGACAUCUCCAUCGGGGACAGCCACUGCUUGGCCCUGUCGCACGACAACGAAGUGUACGCAUGGGGCAACAACUCCAUGGGCCAGUGUGGGCAGGGCAACUCCACGGGGCCCAUCACCAAGCCCAGGAAGGUGGUCGGCCUGGACGGAGUCGCUGUCCAGCAGAUCUCAGCCGGGACGUCCCACAGCCUGGCCUGGACCGCCCUGCCCAGAGACAGGCAGGUGGUGGCUUGGCACCGGCCGUACUGCGUGGACCUCGAGGAAAGCACCUUCUCCCACCUGCGCUCCUUCCUGGAGCGCUACUGUGACGGCAUCAACAGCGAAGUCCCUCCUCUUCCGUUCCCCUCGUCCAGGGAGCAUCAUAACUUCCUCAAGCUGUGCCUUCGGCUGUUGUCCAAUCACCUGGCUCUGGCCCUGGCGGGGGGCGUGGCCACCAGCAUCUUAGGGCGGCAGGCCAGACCCCUGAGGAACCUGCUCUUCAGACUGAUGGACUCCUCGGUGCCUGAUGAGAUUCAGGAGGCGGUGAUAGAGACCUUGUCGGUGGGGGCCACCAUGCUGCUGCCUCCACUGAGGGAGAGGAUGGAGCUUCUUCACUCCUUGCUGCCUCAAGGCCCCGAUCGAUGGGAGAGUCUCUCCAAAGGACAGAGGAUGCAGCUGGACAUCAUCCUCACCAGCCUGCAGGACCACACCCACGUGGCCUCGCUCCUGGGCUACAGCUCGCCUGCCGACGGGCCCGAGGGGCUCUGCAGCGGCUUUUCGGGUGCCUCGGAGCCGGGGGCGGCGCCUGCGGGGGAGGGGGGCCACCCGGACACCCACCUGGCAGAGAUCCUCAUGAAGACGCUGCUCAGGAACCUGGGCUUCUACACCGACCAGGCGUUCGGAGAGCUGGAGAAGAACAGCGACAAGCUGCAGCAGGGCACCUCCUCCUCCGACAGCAGCCAGCCGGCUCACCUCCACCAGCUGCUGUGCUCCCUGCAGAAGCAGCUGCUGGCUUACUGCCACAUCAACUCCGUCACCGAGGACUCCAGCAGCGUGGCGCUGCUGCACAAACACCUGCAGCUGCUGCUGCCGCACGCCACCGACAUCUUCUCCCGCUCGGCGGCGCUCAUCAAGGAGAGCUCGUGGAACGGCAGCAUACGAGAGAAGCUGCAAGACGUGGUCUACGUGUCGGCGGCUGGCAGCAUGUUGUGUCAGAUCAUCAACUCGCUGCUGCUGCUCCCCGUGUCGGUGGCGAGGCCUCUGCUGAGCCACCUGCUGGACCUGCUGCCUCCUCUGGACCGACUCAACAGGCUGCUGCCCGCCGCCUCCCCCCUGGAGGACCAGGAGCUGCAGUGGCCCCUCCACGGGACGCCGGACUGUGCCGAGCCGGCCUCGUGGACGUCGCUGCCGCAGCCGGCGCUCUGCUGGGUGUGGCUGGUGGACCUGGAGAGGACGGCGGCCCUGCUGGUGGGCCGCUGCCUGGGGGGGAUGCUGCAGGGGAGCCCCACCUCGCCGGAGGAGCAGGACACCGCCUACUGGCUCAAGACCCCCCUCUUCAGCAACGGCUUGGAGGUGGACAUCCCGCAGCUCGACUCCUCCAUCAGCUCGCUGCUGGAGGCGGCGCUGUCCGGGGACGAGGAGCAGAAGCCCUUGGACUCCACCCUGCGGCCCGACUUGAGCGUCCUGGUGGACCUGGCGCUGUGUUCCUCCAAAGAGCCGGCCAACAGCCUCUGGAUCAACAUGCAGGACUACGGCAUGAGCAAAGACUGGGACAACGCGUCCCUCAGCAACGAGACCCUGCUGGACACCGUGUCCCGGUUCGUGUUGGCGGCCUUGCUGAAGCACACGGGGCUGCUGGACCAGGCCUGUGGGGAGGGCAGGUACCAGCCAUCUAAGACCCUGGCAGAGGUCUAUCGCAGUGUUUACAAGGUACGGAACCGCCUGCUGGCCUGUAAGAACAUGGACUUCAUCCAGACCAGAUCCUCUUCUCGUGAGAGGAGGAUUUCAGACAACCAGGACUCGCUGGACAUGGACCCUCAGGAGCACUCGUUCACGCGCACCAUCGACGAGGAGGCGGAGCUUGAGGAGAGAGCCGACCGCGAGAGAGAGGAGGGGCACCAGGAGCAAGACGACGAAGAGGAGGACCGGGAGCACGAAGUGAUGACGGCUGGAAAAAUCUUUCAAUGUUUUCUCUCAGCGCGGGAGGUGGCUCGCAGUCGGGACAGGGAGCGGACCAGCAGCAGCACGGGACUCGGCUCCGGCUCCGCCUCCAGGAGCGGGGGAGGUGGAGAGGAGGACGCCGUCCUGUCCCAGGAGGGCAGGAGGGGCAGCGGCGGCCUGCCGGAGGGGCAGGACCUGUACACCGCCGCCUGCAACUCGGUGAUCCACCGCUGUGCCCUGCUGCUGCUGGGGGUCAGCCCCGUGCUGGGGGAGCUCACCAAGCAGAACCAGGAGGAGGGGCAGAACCAGUCCGCCACGGGGACACCGGAGGGCCUGAGCUAUAUGACCAGGAGCGAGAGCCUGAGUGCAGAGAGCCGGUCGGUGCAGAGCGGCCCGGGCUGCAGAGUGAUGAAGUCCAGGAGCGAGUCUGACCUCUCUCAGCCCGAGUCCGACGAAGAGGGGUGCUCCCUGAGCGGGAGGAGGAACGUGGACCCGGACUUGGCGUUCUCCCACAAGAAGAGAGGCCUGCUCCACAGCUCCCCGGACUCCCUGGCCGAGUCCUGGACCCGGGCCAAGCUGAGCCGCAAGCGCAGCUACGGCUCGGCGCUCUUCUACGAGGAGUCUGAGCUGGAGCUGAGCCGCUCGCUGGGCGUCCACGCCCUCAUCGACAACACGGUCAGCUUCAUCAGCGGCGACGUGGGCCUGGCUCCGGCCUUCAAGGAGCCGGAGGAGAGCAUGUGCACCAGCCCCCAGGCCACCAUCCUGGCCAUGGAGCAGCAGCAGAGCCGGGCGGAGCUGCGGUUGGAGGCGCUCCACCAGAUCGUGGUGCUGAUCACCAGCAUGGAGGAGAAGGGCAGCCAGCCCGGGAGCGUGGAGCGGCCUGGGGGGGCCUUCCUGUCCUCCUCCCUGCUCACCUCCGUCCGGCUGCAGUUCCUGGCGGGUUGCUUCGGCCUCGGCACCGUGGGCGCCGGAGGGCUGAAGAGAGAGAGCGUGCAGCUGCAUCACUACCAGGAUGGUGUAAAAGCAGCGAAGAGGAGCCUCCAGAUGGAGAUCCAGACCGCUGUUCAUAAGAUCUACCAGCAGCUGUCCGUCACCCUGGAGCGAGCACUGCAGGCCAACAAGCACCACAUAGAAGCUCAGCAGCGCCUCCUGCUGGUCACGGUCUUCGCGCUGAGCGUCCGCUACCAGCCGGUGGACGUGUCCCUGGCCAUCUCCAGCGGGCUGCUCAGCGUGCUGUCCCAGCUGUGCGGGACGGAGACGAUGCUGGGACAGCCGCUGCAGCUGCUGCAGAAACCCGGAGUGUCUCAGCUCAGCACCGCCCUCAAGGUGGCCUCCACCCGCCUGCUGCAGAUACUGGCCAUCAGCACCGGGACGUACGCGGAAAAGCUGGGUCCCAAAGUGGUCCAGUCGCUGCUGGACCUUCUCUGCAGUCAGCUGAAGAACCUGCUGUCUCAGGCCGGGGGCAGUCUGCUCUCUCCUGGAAAAGAUCAAGAGGACAGCAAAGAGGAGGACGGGGUGGACUCUGAGAAGAGGGACUUGAGAGCGCUGAUCCGCAGGCAGCACACGGCUGAGCUGCACCUCGGGGACUUCCUGGUCUUCCUCCGGAGGGUGGUCUCCUCCCAGGCCAUCCAGUCCAAGAUGGCCUCCCCCAAAUGGACCGAAGUGCUGCUCAACAUCGCGGCGCAGAAAUGCUGCUCAGGGGUCCCUCUAGUGGGCAACCUGAGAACUCGGCUCCUGGCUCUCCACGUGCUGGAGGCCGUCCUUCCGGCCUGCGAGGCCGACAUGGAGGACGGGCAAACCACUCAGGUGGUGCAGCGGCUCUUCGCCCUUUUGUCCGACUGCAUGUGGGAGGCCCCCGUCGCUCAGGCCAAGCACUCGGUCCAGGUUAAAGAAAAGGUCCAGGAGCUCAAGCUGCAGGGCGAGUCGGAGGAGGAGGACGAGAACCUCCCCAUCCAGGAGGUGUCCUUCGACCCGGAGAAGGCCCAGUGCUGCGUGGUGGAGAACGGCCAGGGCCUGACGCACGGCAGCGGGGGCAAAGGCUACGGCCUGGCCUCCACCGGCGUCUCCUCCGGGUGCUACCAGUGGAAGUUCUACAUCGUGAAGGAGAACCGGGGGAACGAGGGCACGUGCGUGGGCGUCUCGCGGUGGCCUGUGCACGACUUCAACCACCGCACCACCUCGGACAUGUGGCUGUACCGGGCCUACAGCGGGAACCUCUACCACAACGGGGAGCAGACGCUGACCCUCAGCAGCUUCACUCAGGGAGACUUCGUCACCUGCGUCCUGGACAUGGAGGCCAGGACCGUCUCCUUUGGCAAGAACGGAGAGGAGCCCAAGUUGGCCUUCGAGGACGUCGACGCCACCGAGCUCUUCCCCUGCGUGAUGUUCUACAGCAGCAACCCAGGAGAGAAGGUUAAGAUCUGCGACAUGCAGAUGAGGGGCACGCCUCGCGACCUUUUACCCGGCGACCCGGUCUGCAGCCCGACGGCCACCGUCCUGGCCGAGGCCACCACGCAGCUGAUCCGCAUCCUGCACCGCACCGAGCUCUGGACCCACCGCAUCAACCAGACCAUGACGGAGCGCCUGCACAAGAUCAAGCCCUGCUUCAGAGAGGCCGCCGCCGGCGGCGGGGGGGGGGGCGGAGGGGGCCAGAGGCUGAAGAAGAGCCGCUCGGUGCAGAGCCGCGAGGAGCACGAGGCCCAGAGGGAGAUCCAGGAGACGCCCGUCCGGACGGAGGAGGAGCGAGGAGGGCGCCACGGCCGGCAGCACGGCCUCGGCGAGCUGUCGGAGCUCCACCUGCGGACGCUGUGCACGGAGGUGUGGCCGGUGCUGGCGGUGAUCGGGGGGGCCGACGCCGGCCUGCGCGUGGGGGGGCGCUGCGUGCACAAGCAGACGGGGAGGCACGCCACGCUGCUGGGCGUGGUGAAGGAGGGCAGCACCUCGGCGAAGGUGCAGUGGGACGAGGCCGAGAUCACCAUCAGCUUCCCAACUUUCUGGUCGCCUAGUGACACUCCGCUUUACAACCUGGAGCCGUGCGAGCCGCUGCCCUUCGACGUGGCGCGUUUCCGCGGCCUCACGGCCUCGCUGCUGCUGGACCUCACCUACCUGACCAGCAUCCACGAGGAGGCCGCCGCCAAGCUCGGCACACGCCGCCACGACAAGAAGCACCGCGGCGCCGCCCCGCCGGGUCCUGAGGCGCCCGGGCACGACGACAAGGCGGAGAGCCAGGAGCAGAGAGACCCCGGCGGGGCCUCGGCCCCCGGCGCCGCCACCUCUGACCUGCGUGUGUCCCACAGCCUGGACGAGGUGAAGGCGCACGCGGCGCCCGUCUUCAAGUCGGAGAGCCAGAUCUCCUCGGCGGUCGGGGAGAGCGAUGCGCUCUUUGCGGCGCCGCCGCACACCCCCGCCGAGGGGGGGAGGAAGAAAGGCCACGAGCACGGCCCCCGGGCCCACGAGGCCGGCGCCACGCAGUCAGAGAUCCACGCCGUGCAGCUGUCCUACCUCUACCUGGGCGCCAUGAAGGCCCUCAGCGCCCUGCUGAGCUGCAGCAAGUACGCCGAGCUGCUGCUCAUACCGAAGGUGAAACCCGAGGCGGCGCCCAGCGGCCACAACGCCGACCUGAACGCGGCCGCCACCUCUCCGGUGUGCCAGGAGGAGGCGGAGAUGCGGGCGGCUCUGCAGUUCCUCAUGCGCCACAUGGUGAAGCGGGCGGUGAUGCGCUCCCCCAUCAAGCGGGCCUUGGGCCUGGCCGACCUGGAGCGGGCGCAGGCCAUGGUCUACAAGCUGGUGGUGAACGGGCUGCUGGAGGAGCCCAGCGGGGGGAAGGCCCGGACCGGCGUGAGAAGCGACCCGGAGGGCGAGGGCGAAGGCCCGGAGGGCGAGCAGCUGGCUCAGACCCCCGUCACAACCAGCCCCUCGGCCUCCAGCACCACGUCCUUCAUGAGCUCCUCGCUGGAGGACACCACCACGGCCACCACGCCCGUCACCGACACUGAGACCGCCCCCGCCUCCGAGUCUCCGGGGGUCAUGCCCCUCAGCCUCCUCCGGCAAAUGUUCUCCAGCUACCCGACCACCAGCCUGGCGCCGACCCGUCGGGCUCAGACCCCCCCGGUGUCGUCCCUGCCGACCUCGCCCUCCGAGGAGGUGGGCCGCCGACAGAGCCUCACCUCGCCCGACUCCCAGCCCUCCAGAGCCCAGAACCGAACGGGCACCUCGCUGUCGGACCCCAGCAGCAGGCUGUCCACGUCCCCCCCCCCGCCCGCCAUCGCUGUCCCCCUGCUGGAGAUGGGCUUCUCUCUGCGUCAGAUCACCAAAGCUCUGGAUGCCACCGGGGCUCGCGGUGAAGCCGACGCCCAGAACAUCACGGUGCUCGCCAUGUGGAUGAUCGAGCACCCGGGCACGGACGACGAGCACGACGAGCCCCACGCCAGAGGAGGAGGGGGCGUCGGGGGGGCGGUGGUCGUCGGGGGCGACGGGUCCGACUCGUCCUGCCCGGGCGCGAUGGCCUCCUCUGGGGGCAAAUCUCUGGAGCGGAGCCCCUACCUGUGCUCCCCCGGGGACCUCGCCGACGCCUCGGAGAUGGAGGAGGGCUUCAGCGAGAGUCCCGAGGGUCUGGACCAGGACGCCUCCGGCCCCCUCCGAGGUCGCUCCGCCGCCGGCAGGAAGCACCGCUUCGACCUGGCGGCUCGCACGCUGCUGGCCCGCGCCGCCGGGCUGUACCGCUCGGUGCAGGCCCACCACAGCCAGUCCAGGCGGGAGGUGGCGUCCCUGCAGCAGCAGCAGCAGCAGCAGGACCCGGGCGCCCUCUACGACUUCAACCUGGACGAGGAGCUGGAGAUGGACCUGGACGAGGAGACCAUGGAGGCCAUGUUCGGCCAGGACCUGGCCAGCGACACCGACAUUCUGGGAAUGUGGAUCCCGGAGGUACUGGACUGGCCAACAUGGCACGUGUGCGAGACGGACGACCGGGACGAGGUGGUGGUGUGCGAGCUCUGCGAGGCCAACGUGGCCAACUUCAACCAGCACAUGAAGAAGAGCCACCCGGGCUGCGGCCGCAGCGCCAACCGGCAGGGUUACCGUAGCAACGGCUCCUACGUGGACGGCUGGUUCGGGGGGGAGUGCGGCAGCGGGAACCCGUACUACCUGCUGUGUGGGGGCUGCAGGGAGAAGUACCUGGCCAUCAAGAGCAAGGCCAAAGUCCCCGUGGUGGAGAGGUAUAAGGGACAAGCUCCGGACCUGCUGGGAAAGCAGGACAGUGUCUACGAAGAGGACUGGGACAUGCUGGACGUGGACGAGGACGAGAAGCUGACGGGGGAGGAGGAGUUCGAGCUCCUGGCCGGCCCGCUGGGCCUCAGCGAGCGCCGGCUCGUCCCCGAGGCCGUCCAGUUCCCCGACAGCGACCCGCUGGGAGCCUCCGUCGCCAUGGUGACGGCAAGCAACAGCAUGGAGGAGACGCUGCUGCAGAUAGGCUGUCAGACCUCGGUGGAUAAGAGCUCGGCCGGCAGGGUGACCCUCGGGGAGCAGGCCGCCGCCCUCCAGAACCCCCACGACCGCGUGAUGGCGCUGAGGAGGGUGACGGCGGCGGCGCAGGUGCUGCUGGCCCGGACCAUGGUGAUGAGAGCCCUGUCCCUGCUGUCCGUCAGUGGCUCCAGCUGCAGCCUGGCCGCCGGCCUGGAGUCUCUGGGUCUGACCGACAUCAGGACCCUGGUCCGGCUCAUGUGUCUGGCGGCGGCCGGCCGGGCCGGUCUCUCCACGAGCCCCACGGCGGGCUCCGGUCACAGCGACAGGCCCCGCGGGGCCGCCAAGGCCAGUAAGCCCAUCUCCAGCCUGGCGUACCUCAGCACCGCGGUGGGCUGCUUGGCCUCCAACAGUCCCAACGCCGCCAAGCUGCUGGUGCAGCUCUGCACUCAGAACCUGAUCUCCGCGGCGACCGGCAUGAACCUGACCACGGUGGACGACCCCAUCCAGAGGAAGUUCCUGCCCAGCUUCCUGCGCGGCGUCGCAGAGGAGAACAAGCUCGUCACCUCCCCGAACUUCGUGGUGACCCAGGCCCUGGUGGCCCUGCUGGCAGACAAAGGGGCCCGACUGAGACCGGCCUACGACAAGGCGGACACGGAGAAGAGAGGGCCCCUGGAGCUGGCCAACGCUCUGGCGGCCUGUUGCCUCUCCUCGCGGCUGUCCUCGCAGCACCGGCAGUGGGCCGCCCAGCAGCUGGUCCGCACGCUGGCCGCCCACGACCGCGACAACAACCACGCGCGGCCGCAGAGCUUCGCCGACGUGGCGGGAGACCUGCGCAGGUGCUCCUCCAUCAAGCUGGAGGCCCACCAGAGCAGAGUCAUCACCUGCAGGUGGUGCAGCAGGAAAGGGCUGUUGGCCACGAGCGGCAACGACGGCACGGUGAGGAUGUGGAACGUGACCAAGAACCAGUACGCGCUCCAGCAGACCUGCAUCUUCAACAAGGAUGACGGCUCGUCGGAGGACGGCGUGUCGGGUCUGGGGUCUCCCAGCGACCCCUGCAUGUCGCCUCUGGCCUGGAGCGUCACCGGCAAAUACCUGGCGUCCGCCAUGGAGAAGCUGGUCAACAUCUGGCAGGUUAAUGGCGGUAAGGGCCUCCUGGACGUGCAGCCCCACUGGGUGUCGGCGCUGGCGUGGCCCCGGGAGGAGGCGGAGUCUCUGUGGUGCGGGGAGCCCCGGGACGUGCUGCUGGUGGGACGCAUGGACGGCUCUCUGGGCCUCAUCGAGGUGCUGGACUCCUCCAGCAUGCAGCGCACCGAGCUGGAGCAUUGCUACCGCAAAGACGUGGCGGUGAUGCACAUCGCCUGGUACAGCGAGAACAAGCCCUUUGCCGUCGGCUACGCGGACGGGAAGCUGCUCAUUGGAUCCAAGGAGCCUUUAGAGAAAGGAGCCAUUGUGGUCAUCGACGCUCACAAGGAGGCGAUCAGCGCCAUGAAGUGGAGUCCCAACGGUCACAUGCUGCUCACCUGCGCCAAAGAGGAGACGGUGAAGCUGUGGGCCGGUCCGGACCCCCACCCUCACUCCCAGCCCGCCUCCGGCUGGCGCUGCCUGCAGAGCCUGCGACACCCCUCCCAGGUCAACGGCGUGGCCUGGAGCGGGCAGCUGGGGCGGGGCCCGAGGCCCCUCAGCAUGUUGGCCAUAUGUUGCCAGAACGGUCACGUCUCAGUCUGGACCGUUCCUCAAAUCACCUCCAGCUUCCCAGAUUCCUCUUCCUCUGAGUCCGAGGGCUGGUGGGACAACGAAGCCAAACCCAAAUGCACGUCGUCCCGGGGGUCGGGCCAAGGAGCGGCGUGCGUCUUCCAGCUGAAGGGCCACAUCACCCCCGUGAGGACGCUGGCCUUCAGCCCCGACGGCCUGGCUCUGGCCACCGGAGGAGUGGGAGGCCUCAUGAACAUCUGGUCCCUGCGGGACGGCUCGGUGCUCCAGACGGUGGUAGCCGGUUCAGGUGCGAUCCAGAAUAUCGUCUGGAUCCCAGAUGUUGGUGUUGCCGUCUGCUCCAACAGGUCCAAGGACGUGCUGGUGGUGAACUGCUCCAGGGACUUCAUGGCGCCCAACCACGUGCUGGCCACCUGCCGCACGGCUCUGAAGCGGCAGGGCGUGGUCGGGCUGCACGUGGCGCCGUGCAUGAGGGCCUUCCUGGAGAGACUUCCUGUGAUGCUGCAGGAGCAGUACGCCUACGAGAAGCCCCACGUGGUGUGUGGCGAGCAGCUGGUGCACAGCCCCUACAUGCAGUGCCUGGCCUCUCUGGCCGUGGGGCUCCACCUGGACCAGCUCCUGUGCCGCCCCCCGGCGCCGCCCAACCUCCGGCACUGCCCGCCGGAGUCCGGCACGGCCGUGUGGUGCGCCAGCGAGUGGGCGUGGCUCGACUGCUUCUCCACCACGGUGAAGGCGGCGGAGGCCCUGACCCGCGGCGCCGGCUUCUCCGAGUCCUUCUGCGUUCCCGACCUGGAGCCCGUGCCCAAAGACGAGAUGGCUCUGCUCAUGGACAACAGCAAGUGGGCGCCUGGCAUGGACGAGCAGAUCAUGUCCUGGGCCACGUCCAGACCAGAGGACUGGCACCUCGGGGGGAAGUGCGAUGUGUAUCUUUGGGGCGCCGGGCGACACGGCCAGCUGGCAGAGGCCGGCAGGAACAUCCUGGUGGCCACGAGCGCCCCGUCCUUCUCUCAGGCCCAACAGGUGGUGUGCGGUCAGAACUGCACCUUCGUGAUCCAGUCCAACGGGACGGUGCUGGCCUGCGGAGAGGGAAGCUACGGCCGCCUGGGGCAGGGGAACUCAGACGACCUGCACGUCCUCACCGUGGUGUCUGCUCUGCAGGGUUUUGUGGUGACCCAGCUGGUGACGUCGUGCGGCAGCGACGGACACUCCAUGGCGCUGACGGAGAGCGGCGAGGUCUUCAGCUGGGGCGACGGGGACUACGGCAAGCUGGGCCACGGCAACAGCGACCGGCAGCGCCGGCCCCGGCAGAUCGAGGCGCUGCAGGGCGAGGAGGUGGUGCAGAUGUCCUGUGGGUUCAAGCACUCGGCCGUGGUCACGGCGGACGGGAAGCUUUUCACUUUUGGGAACGGAGAUUACGGCCGGCUGGGUUUGGGAAACACGUCCAACAAGAAGCUCCCGGAGAAGGUCACCGCCUUGGAGGGGUACCAGGUCGGACAGGUGGCUUGCGGUCUGAACCACACCUUGGUGGUCUCCGCUGACGGGAUGGCGGUUUGGGCCUUCGGCGACGGAGACUACGGGAAGCUGGGACUCGGCAAUUCCACGGCCAAGUCCUCCCCUCAGAAGGUGGACGCCUUGUGUGGACUCGGCAUCAUCAAGGUGGCGUGUGGAACGCAGUUCUCCGUGGCUUUAACCAGCGACGGGAAAGUCUUCACCUUCGGCCAAGACCGGCUCAUCGGGCUCCCCGAAGGCCGCGCCAGGAACCACAACCGGCCCCAGCAGGUGCCGGCCCUGUCGGGGGUCCACGUCCAGGACGUGGCUGUGGGGGCCGAGCACACUCUGGUGCUCUCCUCCACGGGGGACGUUUACACCUGGGGCAGCAACUCGGAGGGGCAGCUCGGCCUGGGUCACACCAACCACGUCAGGGAGCCCACGGUGGCCACGGUGCUGCAGGGAAAGAACAUCCAGCAGAUCUCCGCCGGGCGCUGCCACAGCGCCGCCUGGUCGGCGCCCUCCGUGCCGCCUCGGGCUCCAGGCUCCUCGGUUCCUCUCCAGCUGGGCCUCCCCCUGGUGGUUCCUCCGCAGUACAGCGGGCUGAAGGAGGUCAGCAUGGAGGCGGUGAGGGCUCGCCUGCGCCUCCUCUACCACUUCUCUGACCUCAUGUACUCCUCGUGGAGGCUUCUCAACCUCAGCCCCAACAACCAGAGCUGCACGUCGCACUACAACGCCGGCACCUGGGGGAUCGUGCAGGGCCAGCUGAGGCCCCUGUUGGCCCCCCGCGUCUACACGCUGCCCAUGGUGCGCUCCAUAGGCAAGACCAUGGUGCAGGGCAAGAACUACGGGCCCCAGAUCACCGUCAAACGCAUCUCCACGCGGGGGCGGAAGUGCAAACCCAUCUUCGUGCAGAUCGCCCGUCAGGUGGUGAAGCUCAACGCCUCCGACCUGCGCCUGCCCUCCCGCGCCUGGAAGGUGAAGCUGGUGGGCGAGGGGGCCGACGACGCGGGGGGGGUGUUCGACGACACCAUCACAGAGAUGUGCCAGGAGCUGGAGACGGGCGUGGUGGACCUCCUGAUCCCCUCCCCCAACGCCACGGCCGAGGUCGGAUACAACAGAGACCGGUUCCUCUUCAACCCGUCCUCCUGCCUGGACGAGCACAUGGUCCAGUUCCGGUUCCUGGGCAUCCUGAUGGGCGUGGCCAUCCGCACCAAGAAGCCCCUGGACCUCCACCUGGCCCCGCUGGUGUGGAAGCAGCUGUGCUGCAUCCCGCUGACGCUGGACGACCUGGAGGAGGUGGACCUCCUGUACGUGCAGACGCUCAAGAGCAUUCUUCACAUUGAAGACAGCGGCAUCACCGAGGAGAACUUCCACGAGAUGAUUCCUCUGGACUCCUUCGUGGGGCAGAGUGCGGAUGGGAAGAUGGUGCCCAUCAUCCCAGGAGGAACCAGCAUCCCGCUGUCCUUCUCCAACAGGAAGGAGUACGUGGAGCGAGCCAUCGAGUACCGGCUGCACGAGAUCGACCGACAGGUGGCGGCGGUGCGGGAGGGCAUGUCGUGGAUCGUGCCGGUGCCGCUGCUCUCGCUGCUGACGGCCCGUCAUCUGGAGCAGAUGGUGUGCGGGAUGCCGGAGAUCUGCUGCGAGGUGCUGAAGAAGGUGGUGCGGUACCGGGAGGUGGAGGAGCAGCACUCCCUGGUGCAGUGGUUCUGGCAGACGCUGGAGGAGUUCUCCAACGAGGAGCGGGUCCUCUUCAUGCGCUUCGUGUCCGGCCGCUCCCGGCUGCCCGCCAACACCGCCGACAUCUCCCAGAGGUUCCAGAUCAUGAAGGUGGACCGGCCCUACGACAGCCUCCCCACCUCUCAGACCUGCUUCUUCCAGCUGCGUCUGCCUCCGUACUCCAGCCAGGCCGUGAUGGCCGAGCGGCUCCGCUACGCCAUCAACAACUGCCGCUCCAUCGACAUGGACAACUACAUGCUGUCCCGCAACGUGGACAACGCGGACGGCUCCGACACGGACUACUGACGCACACUUUUUAAAAGAAUCCCUUUAUGUACUUUCAGCACAGCUUCCUUUCCCCGGUGGUUCAUCAGUGGUUUUAAAUAAGGAGUGUGUUUACUGUUCAUUGGACUUCACAUCCCAUGUUUCUGCACGGGGGGGCGUUUAUUCCUUUGGGAAAUGUGUGUAAAAUAAUCGAGCAAGAGGCCGGAGGAAGAAUGUUGUACAUUGUGUAAAAUGCUUCAUUGGGCAAAUGUUUUGCAUAAUAUCCAUAUUUAUUGUUUCCAGAAGCAUUAAAAACAACAACAAUAAAUGCUGCAUAACUGAG
Molecule: messenger RNA, 15548 nt
Organism: Pungitius pungitius (ninespine stickleback)
Lineage: Eukaryota; Metazoa; Chordata; Actinopteri; Perciformes; Gasterosteidae
Gene: herc1
Product: HECT and RLD domain containing E3 ubiquitin protein ligase family member 1
Molecular function (GO): ubiquitin-protein transferase activity; protein binding
Source: RefSeq, a predicted model, not a curated record